This is a messenger RNA of Scomber japonicus (chub mackerel), 1884 nucleotides long. Its product is annotated as TPA-induced transmembrane protein homolog. Bases 298 to 984 code for a protein of 228 amino acids. The transcript has 6 exons. The record is from RefSeq and is a predicted model, not a curated record. NCBI's taxonomy places the organism in Eukaryota, Metazoa, Chordata, Actinopteri, Scombriformes, Scombridae.
CUCACCUGGCUGGCAGGCUGUCAAAGGGCGAUUCAGCAGAGGAGCAAACUAAAGUACAUAAGGGGAAGAAGCUUUUUAACAACAUGCUGUCAAGUGUAACGAUGUGAACUUUCCGCCUGACCUGUUGUUUUUGAGGAAUUGUUAACUUUGUGAAUGACAGCUUUGACGUUCACUGUCCCAAGGAGAUUGUAGUUUCAUUUUAAGAAGUAGGUUCUCAAAGACAGUUCCGGGUUGAGAUCGCUAUCAGGUUAACUAUAGUUAGUCUCAUAAGGACUGGGAGUUGGGAAGUAGACCAGCAUGGAAUACGAGCUGAAGUCAGUCAAGACGAAUGGGACCGACGAAGAACGGGUGACAGCAGGUAAUGGAGGCGCCCAGGCCAACAUGAUCCCUGAAGCAACAGAGAGAGAUGGGUUGUUUACUGGACAGAGUAGCUCACAGUGCAGGAUAAAGAAAGAGCUGAAUGCGGUCAUCUGCAGUCCAAUCAGACUAUGGAUGGUCAUCAUCAUCAUUUUAGUCAUCAUCAUUGCUGUGAUUGUGAUUUCCCUGGUCUUGUGCUCAGUGAUUCACACGGACUUGGAUGAGAAGUACGACGCUGCAUUGUUUAACAUUCCUCAAAGUUUCAAUGGGAGCUUCAGACUGCCCAAUCAAGUCUUCAAAGAGCAGCUUCUUACCCUUAACUCCAGUGAAGGGAACGCUCUCGCCACAGGCCUUCAAAAAAAGAUGGUUGACUUCUACAGAUCCUCCCCUGCCCUAGGACGAUACUUCUCCGAAGCUAAAAUCAAUGCUUUCAGGAACGGUUCAGUCAUCGCAGAUUACCGGCUGACAUUUCACAUGCCUGCAGAGGGGCAGUAUCAGCUGAGGAACUUUACCCUGAGCAGGGAGAUGGUGUACAACGUGUUUAGACAGUUUCUAUUCGACCAGGAGACAACGUCAGAACCCAUGUAUAUUGAUCCACGUUCCCUCAAUUGCUCACAAACAUACUAGAAAACAUACAUAUCUUACUUGACAUUUAGAGAAUAAGACAGCAAAUACAAAACCUCUGAAGGUUGGUGUUUGUACCAUGUGAUCUAUGAAACGUCUGAGAUUCUCGCAUGAGCAUAUGAUGCAACUUUACCACAUGAACCUGCAUGGCCACAGUCAUGCAAAGUCAUGCUGACUUAAGUCAUAUGGAUGAUCUAAUUUUGAAUGAUAUUCUUUUAAAACUUAACUCAAUGUAAAAGUUACAUCCUGCUGUCAAAUUGAGUGGUUUAACCCACUAGAAAAUGCCAACAACGAUCACUGUGUUCUGAAGUAUAUGAAAUGAAUGAAAUAUUUCAUACUCUACUUUAGAUUUGAUUGUGUUUUUGUAUAACUCCAAGUAUAUUAAUUGCAAGAGUAUUUGCAUGAAUGUCUGUGUUAUAAUUAUUUAUAUUUAGUAUGACGAUCUGUAUGUGGAAAGCCUGUGGUCAUGAAAGUGUUUUUAAUGGAGAUAGGUGUUUAUAUUUGCAUAAUGUAUUCCAUUAUUCUGCAUCACCAGACAUCAUUUGCAAACCAAAACUGUAGAUCACAUUUUCCUAGAGCGUAAACACGAAUAGGAAAACUAACCGGGUGCAACAGCUAUGUUGUAAGUCAGGGCAAUGUAUGCUCAUUUAAAAUUAUAUAUUCUUCACACAAAUACACUAAUAUACCACUAAGUGCACAUUAUUUUGUACGUUUUUCACUGAGGCUUUGUUUGAUAUGUACAGUGAGGGUCAGUUUUUAUCCGUAACCUACUGUAUUUUUAACAUGCUGUUCUGUGGUUGAACAGUAGAGGGAGUGCAUGUUCCUCAUACAAGUAAACACCUUUUCUUUGUUUUCUAUCUGUUUUGUGCUUCUUGUCUCUUUUUUUUGCUGAGAAAUAUUGAG